CAGAGCUUAUCUUCUUCAGUUAUACUUCUUCACCACAUUCCCUCUCCCUCUCUCCAAAUUCUCUUUACCUCCCAAAUAUAAACCCUUACACAGACACACAGAGAACAAAGAGAGAGAGAGAGAGAGAGAGAGAGAGAGGAGAGAGAAGCCAUGGAAAGGCUUCUGUCCUCUUCAUCCCCAACCCCUUUGAAACUUCAUCUAAAACCCUCUCCUUUUCUCCAUCGACUCGGUCGCAUUGACUCGGGAAAACUCAACCUCCCCGCUUCCCAACUGCCCAAUCUCAGACGGGUCAGCUUGGUUUCCUGCAAACGUCAAAACCCAUCUCCACUGUCUUCUUCUUCUCCUUCUCCAUCAGCGCCGUCGAACAUUUUGCCGUCUCUCUCGUCGAACCAGGCCGAGUCUCCAAAUGGAUCGGAGCCAAAAUACCAGCUUCUCAAUCAGAUCGCAACUGGGGCUUCUAAGCAGCGAAAGGCCAUCACCACUGGGGCAUUUGUUGUGCUUUCUGCUCUUGUUUUGAUCUUAAUACAACCAGCUUUUGCACCAGCAGCUUUUGCAUCCUUUCAAACUGCAACGAAGACAGGUAGCCCGGCUGCUGCUAUUGGGAGAAGACUGAUCCAGACUGAAUUACUUAGUAGUGCAUGGACUGGUUUCUUUGCUGGUUGUUUACACACAUUAUCAGGGCCUGACCACCUAGCUGCUUUGGCUCCACUCUCAAUAGGACGCACCCGCAUUGAAAGUGCUUUAGUUGGAGCCCUAUGGGGAUGUGGUCAUGAUGCUGGCCAGGUUAUCUUUGGCUUAAUAUUUCUACUGCUAAAGGAUCGGCUUCACAUUGAAAUCAUCCGAACCUGGGGCACAAGAGUUGUGGGCAUUACUCUUCUAGUUAUUGGUGCUAUGGGCAUUAAGGAAGCUUCAGAAGUCCCAAGUCCUUGCGUUGCCUUAGAGAAUGGCGAGUGUGAUGUUAGUGUAUAUGAAUCUCUAGAAACCCCUACAGUUGGGAAGAAGAAGAUUGGCUUUGCUACUUUUGCCACUGGAAUUGUCCAUGGGCUGCAGCCAGAUGCAUUGAUGAUGGUCUUACCCGCGCUUGCCUUGCCAUCUCGCAUUGCUGGUGCUGCAUUUCUGGUUAUGUUUUUAGUUGGGACCGUGGUUGCAAUGGGAAGCUAUACAGUCUUUCUAGGCUCAUGUAGUCAGGCACUGAAGGAUAGAGUUCCCAGAAUAACAGAGAAGCUAACAUGGGCAUCUUCCCUGGUUGCAAUUGCUCUUGGGUUUGCCAUAAUCAUCAGCCAGUUCUUCGGGUAUAGCCUGUAUUAGUAUUUUUGACCGAAUUAAGAUUCACAUUUCGCAGGCUUCUCCAUGAGUGUUAGAUAAAGAUCUUAGAAGGAUUAUUCGAUUUGUUUAGAGCAAAAGUUCAUCUGCGCAGCACCAUUUCUCAGUGAGAGUACCAUCAUAUUUUCUUUUUAAAGCUUUUUCCAGUUUUAAUAUAGAGGGGCAACCUUUCUACAGUUGUAAUUCUUUUAUGGUAGAAAUCAGAUUGGCUUAACGAUUUGCAUUACUUGA
Prunus dulcis (almond) is the source of this 1554-nucleotide messenger RNA. RefSeq lists its product as uncharacterized. The transcript has 2 exons. NCBI's taxonomy places the organism in Eukaryota, Viridiplantae, Streptophyta, Magnoliopsida, Rosales, Rosaceae. The record is from RefSeq and is a predicted model, not a curated record. The coding region runs from base 151 to 1308 and encodes 385 amino acids.